UUGAAUUUAAAUAGUUAACGGUCAAAUUUGAAACCAGUCAGUUACUGCACUUCACACGAGCCCGACUGCCCAGUGACCAGCCCAGUGCAAAAAUCACCUUUUGGCGGUUUUUUACAUGUCUGUGAUUUAAUUGUAUUUAUAAUAGUUAAUAUGCUUUAUUUAAUAUUUAUACGUAUCUAAACAACAAAAUGGAAAAGAGAACGCCCAGAAGACCACUGCCUAAUAAAUUUUUAGAAAAAACCAGCCAACAUAGAUAUCACACUCUUGGAAACGAUAGUCCGUUUCGAUUGCUUCCCGUGGUUUCAACACCACCGUCGAGCAUACUGACAAUUAAGAAUCCGUUCGAGUCUCAACUAACUGAAAGACUGCAUCGUUCUGUGUUUAGCCCGUCUGUGUUCAACGUACAGAGUACUAAGACUGAAGAUAAGUUUAGGUGGACGAUCGAGGAAAUUUCCACUUUAAAACCUGCCGAUAUUGACGAAAAGACGGUCGAUUUAUUCGAGAUGACCGAUCACGAUGUGGAGAGUGAAAUAUCGGCUCAGGCAAAAAUCGAAUCCUACUUCAAUGAAAAACUUAUCGUUCCUAGCCCCUUCAAUGUAGUGAAUUCAAAUCCACCGUUAAUAACGGACAGUGGGGAAAAAAAGUUCAAGCAACUGGUGGAAGGUGAAGCGCAAACUGUCUUAACACUUCCACCGACUUUACCGGAUCAUUUGGAAGCCGUACUUAAACCGUUCUUCUCAUACACCGCAGACCAACAGCAAGAUAAGGAGAGUAGAAGCUCUCUGUAUCGCCGAUUGUUUGAAUUGAACGACUCAGACUCUCCGAAUAAUUCGGCGUUAACGUCUCCCGCUCCGUCGUGCGUUCUUUCACCCAUUGAAUUAUCGCCAUACGAUGAAGCGACAACUGCGAGUAGAAAUUUCGGCAGUCCACACGAUCCUAAUGGUAUGCCAGACUGUAACUUGUCACCUAUUGCCACAAAUUCGCCCACGACAUUUUCGAGAGUUGCGUCGGCUAGCAGAUUAAACUUUUCACCACGUAUGAGCGUAGACACAUCUUUGAACUUAGUUCCAGACACCUUGGAUCAACUUCCGUCCAACAAUCAAAGUCUCGCGUUUGAAAGUAUGCACUCACCAGUUCCUGAACUGUUAAGCAAUUCCACAAUAAAUUGGGAUCUCGAAUACAAGCACAUUUCUCUAGCGUCAUCAAGCGGAGAUGAAAUGGACGUAUCCAAUUCGAAUACUCCCAAAUCGAAGAUUUUUAUUAGUCAACGAAAGAAGUUAUCAGAUAGCUUUCUUAGGGUGGACGAGUCUGACGAAGACAAAGAAAAUGUUUUUAAUAUGAAUAAUUUUCGAUUCCGAAACACAAAAGUGAGCUUUCUUUCGCGUGACGGCGAUAGCACUAUAGAUGUAGGUUAUCACACGGGUAGCAGAUUGAUGAUCUCGGAAGAAUCUUGCAACUCGCCACAUUUAUAUGCUUCGACACCAACAAAAGAUAAAAAGUAAUAGUUAUAUUCUCACAUUUUUGUUAGCGAUACAGUCCAGAACAGAAUGAUUGUUUUUUACAUAUUUUUAUCUAUAUACAAGCUUUUGUGAUUUGUAUGAAAUUGUUGUAAAGAAGUUGCAUGUAAUUUUAUUGUAAUUAAGUCAUUUAGUUAUGUGCAAUUGAUUUUAAUAUAUAAAUUUAUACCUA
Molecule: messenger RNA, 1689 nt
Organism: Photinus pyralis (common eastern firefly)
Lineage: Eukaryota; Metazoa; Arthropoda; Insecta; Coleoptera; Lampyridae
Gene: bora
Product: protein aurora borealis
Exons: 4
Coding region: 189-1502 (437 amino acids)
Biological process (GO): regulation of mitotic spindle organization; regulation of mitotic nuclear division; activation of protein kinase activity
Cellular component (GO): nucleus; cytoplasm
Molecular function (GO): protein kinase binding
Source: RefSeq, a predicted model, not a curated record